CAUGAAUUUGCAGAUAAAAAUGUCCUACCCACGUAUCUUUGUUUAAUCUAAUGUAUUUUCGGAUAUUUGAGAUGAAAUUAUCAUAAAUCACAGUAUCUAUCUUUCUUUUUGGCACCAUAAAACACCAUCGUCACGGACGAAUGGCUGGUAUUUAAAAAUCAAAUCGGCCAUAAACAAUAAAAUGGCGUCCGGUUUUUUGUGUGUGCAAUGAAGUAAUUGUUUUCAUGAAAUAGGAAGAUUUAUAGUGAAUUUUACGAACUGUAAUGUUUUUUCGGUGAUCUUGCAGCACAAUGAACUUUAAUAACUCGUUUGGCGUGUUCAAAGACGUGCUUUUUGUUGGCAAUGAAGUGCGUGUCGUAUGUGGCUAGGUAGCGUCGUCGUCGUGCACCGCCUUUAAUAUUGAGUUGAUUAGGGCAAAUCAAGUGGAUUCUUCGUUUAAGAAUGGUUUCCAAAGGCGGGGCGGUAUAAUUAGGGCUAUAGGAGGACUAUUAGUGCGUGUGUAAGUCGGCGUUACGCUAGUGUGAUUGAUGAGUAAGGUGCGCUAGUAGUUGUGAAAGCGAGCGUACAUACAUGUUCGCGAUGUUAAAACUGUCAUGAGGACUCGUGUUUACUAUCAAAUAGUGGAUUUGUGUUGGUCUGUUUGUUUUUAUUUUAAUGUUGUGAUAAAUAGUUGUUAAAAAUGUGUAUGCCUACGCCAAGCAAUGUGUCGGGCUUCGGAUAUCAGUGGGGCUUCACUAGCUCAGGGGAUCUAACGAAGGGCGAGGUUGAGACCCCUAGCAGCCUCAGCUACACCCUGGGGAAUACGGUGUCCCCAGAAACAACCCUAACGGUGAUGUCUCACAAGACACCACAAGUCCAAGAGAAGGUUGGCACAGUCUCCGUAGCCGUCAGUAACACCGGUACACAAGUAACCAGGGUCGUCACUGCUGGGACUCCGGUAGCGGCGAGGAGGGCUAUGUUUGUCCUGAAUGAGACUCCGCACACAAUCAACAGAGUUUCGCAGAAUCAGACGGCAACUAUACAGACCCCAAUAUUUACAGCCACAAACCUCGCAGCAAAGCCCUUCAUGACCCCUAUUGGGCCAAUCCAGCUAACCGCCGAAGAAUGCAACGAGAUCCUCAUGAAGCGGGCCCUGCAAGCCCAGGGCAUCGCUACACCAGCAGUCAUAGAUGCUUCGCAGAUCAAUCACACUAUACUUAAUGGUGGGCUGAAGAGUUUAGCGGAGGCAACGUCGCAGCAAGCGCAAGUGGAGACGAUACAGACGACUACAGCGCAUCAGCAUCAUCAGUUGAUGCAUACAAAGCAGGAGCCUGGGACGGCUAAUAAUUCGCCUAAAAGCUACGAGUUGGUCAGCUUCGAAGACGGAGAAACCUCCGCUACAGUUAUUCAACACACACAACUGCAAAAUGCGGUAUAUUCGCAGACGGAGCUCAUGUCAACUACGACCAUGUCGGCGGCGCCGCCGGCCGCCAUAAAGGAGCGCCCGUACGCCUGCGACGAGUGCGGAAAGUCCUUUCUGCUGAAGCACCAUCUUACUACGCAUGCGAGGGUUCAUACUGGCGAGCGACCGCACGUAUGCACACACUGCGGCAAAACCUUCGCACACAAACACUGUCUCAACACCCAUCUCCUACUCCAUACGAACGAACGCCCCCACAAGUGCCGCGAAUGCAAGAAAACCUUCACGCUCAAACAUCAUCUCGAAUCGCAUAUACGGGUGCACAGCCGAGACCGUCCGUUCGUGUGCGGCGAGUGCGGCCGCGGGUUCCCCCUGAAGCGGCACCUCGUCACGCACAGCAAGUACCACGCGGGCGAGCGGCCCUACGUCUGCAGCGACUGCGGCGAGAGCUUCGCGCAGAAGGAGCACCUGGUAAUGCACAGCCGCUUCCACGGCUCCCUGUCUCCCUUCGUGUGCCCCGACUGCGGCGUGGCCUUCGCGCGCAAGUUCCAACUGGUCAACCACGGGAGAGUCCAUGGAAGGGUGCCCCACGCUUGUCCCGUUUGUGGCAAGGAGUUCCUACAGAAACGGACGCUUGUUGCGCAUAUGAAAAUCCAUACGGGUGAAGGAGUGGUGGCGUGCCUGGAGUGUGGCGAGGCGUUCAAGUGUAAGACGGAGAUGCAGCAACACUGCAAGAUGUCGCGACACUGUAUGAGCGGCAGCGUCACGCAACAAACACAACAACAACAGGUCCAACAACAGAACACCCAGCAACAACAGCAGCAGCAGCAGCAACAACAACAGCAGGCUCAACAACAAGCGCAACAGCAGCAACAGCAACAACAAGCUCAACAACAAGCUCAACAGCAGGCGCAGCAACAGCAGCAACAACAGCAACAACAGCAGCAGCAGCAACAACAACAAACGACGGUUAUAAAACAGGAUGAUUUCAAGCCGCAAAUUGUACAUCUCAUCGGCGCCGACGGUCAGAUAGUGACAGAAAAGGUGACACCCGGCUAUCCGUGUCCAGAGUGUGGCUCCUGCUUCAACACUAAGGAAGCUCUGUCGCUGCACGUGCGGCUGCACGCGGGCGACCGCACGUGCGUGACGGACCUGUGCGCGCUCACGGCCGCGCUGCAGCCCGGCCUAGUGCAGGCCGCGCAACACACGCAGCACAAUCAACCUAUACAAAUUAUAUCCUCAAAUCCGAACAACGUAGUACACACGCAAGUUAUUGCUACUCAAAACCAUCACAUAGCGACGCCGCGACCGAAGAUCCACUUUUGUGUAGACUGUGGGAAAGGAUUUGCAGCGAAACAUGGCCUAUUAGCGCAUCACAGAAGACACCCAGACGGAAGCUGUACGCUGAGAACGCACGUAUGCGACCAGUGCGGAAAAGCGUUCUUCCAGAAAAACCACCUUAUGCUACAUCAGAGACAACACAUGGACUUGCCGCCUAGAAGUCAGAGAGACACGAGUAACACCGACAACGGGGCGAUAAUCAUGAUAACUGGACAUUCGAAGAACUUCCAAUCACAACAGCAACAGGCGCAGCAACAAGCACAACAGCAAGCACAACAACAGGCACAACAGCAGGCGCAACAACAGGCGCAAGCAGCGCAGCAGGCCGCGCAGCAAGCCGCCCAGCAAGUUGCUCAGCAGGUCCAGCAACAGGUCCAGCAACAAGUCCAGCAACAGAUGCAGAUUGAGAUAGAACCGCAGGAACACCAGCAACCGACGCACAUACAAGUUGUGACGAACCGGUCGGGGCAGGUGAUCGGCAACCAGAUCGUGGUGGGCGGCGUGGGCCGGCGGCUGGUGGGCUCGCAGCUGCACGUCAUCGGCCGCGACGGCAAGACCAUCGGCACGCAGCUGCCGCUCAAGCACCAGCGACACAACGCGAACAGCGGUGACGUGAAGGAAGUGAGCGGGCUGGUCCUCUCGACGGCGCGGGGCUCCAACCUCAUCAAGUACGAGAUCUCGCUCCCGCAGUCCACGCCCGUCGUGCCCGUCGUCCAAGUGCAGCAGCUCGACUGAGUGCCACAGGACACUGAUAACAUGUACCUCUACACUAGACAAUAGCUCCACACGUCAUCCACGCGUGGGUCGAGUCACAGAAUAAAUAAUAGGUGUAUCUACUAGGUACCAAUGGCGGCGCGUCGAUAAAAGCCGAUUGCCACCGGCUUGUCUGUUUUUGGACGUUUGAGCAAAGUUGUAAAGGGAAUAUGUAAGCCAAAUUAGCCCCCGGCUUGCCUAUGGAUUUGUUUGACGUGCCGCCACUGCUAGGUACAGAAGGUUCACUCUAACAAAACGCGUCUAUUACGACUUACGACCGCAAGGUGGC
Molecule: messenger RNA, 3782 nt
Organism: Cydia fagiglandana
Lineage: Eukaryota; Metazoa; Arthropoda; Insecta; Lepidoptera; Tortricidae
Gene: cg
Product: zinc finger protein 420-like
Exons: 19
Coding region: 680-3475 (931 amino acids)
Biological process (GO): regulation of transcription by RNA polymerase II
Cellular component (GO): nucleus
Molecular function (GO): DNA-binding transcription factor activity, RNA polymerase II-specific; RNA polymerase II cis-regulatory region sequence-specific DNA binding
Source: RefSeq, a predicted model, not a curated record